AGGAAGUGGACACCGGAAGUCGCGUAAAUCCACCUCACACUACACACCAGCAACCGUGAUUUUAUGGAGCAGCGACCAGAGAGGGGUUGCGUAUGCUUGACAUUUGGACCCGGAACCGAAGCGCAUUCAGCGGGCUAUUAAUGAGGAGAUGUCGCGGUGAAUGAGACGACCAGGGAACCGUAAAGUGGACGAGACCAGUCGCCAGCACAUGAAUGAGCAGCGAGUGUCCCCUUCACUGACAGCCUGCCUCUUUCUCCAUCGCCGCCGGAGCUCCUUGGCAUCUUGAUUGACAUGUCUUGGUCCCGAAGCUAGCCGCCAUGUUCCUGAAGUCGUCGUUCACCACCCUGGUGGUGGGUGUUUUCGUGAUGUACGUGGUGCACACCUGCUGGGUGAUGUACGGCAUUGUGUAUACCACACCAUGCGAGCCGCCUGAAGGCACCAGCUGCAUUACCCCCUUCUUAUCGACCGACCCCAAACUCCAGAUGAGUAUCUACACAGCCCUCCAACCCAGCGCAGAAAAGGGACACACUCUCAUCCACAAAGAGGAAAAUUUUAACAUCAACGAAAAGUUCGAGAGAGCCAUCAACAUCUCCAUACCAAAGAAAACACGCAACAACGGUACUCUGUACGCACUGGUGUUUGUCCACCAAGCUGGCGUCCACGCGUGGGACGACCCGCGACAGGUGCACGCGGCGGCUCAGCUCACUACUUACAUGGUGCCCAAACCGCCUGAAAUAUCGCUUAUAUCCGGAGAGGACCAAACACAGCAGGGGAAAGAAGCCCGCCAGACCCAACAACGCAAAGAGGAAGGAGGAAUUUCAGACCAGCCCGUGUCGCACUGGCGCUCCCGCCUGACGCUGAACAUCGUUGGUGACCAUUUCGUUUUUGACAGGGAACACCUCCCAAGUGAAGUGCACCACUACCUCCGAGUGUUUAAAAAUGGAAAGCAGAUGGUGUACCUACCUCUGCUUUUUGUUGAUGAACUCAGCAACCGUGUCAAGGAUCUCAUGGAAAUAAACAGCACUACCCUGGAGCUCCCUCUUACCAUCUCCUAUGACGCCAUUUCCCUGGGAAGACUGAGGUUCUGGAUCCACAUGCAGGAGGCCGUCUACCAUCUGCAACAGUUUGGCUUCACGGAAAAAGACUCGGAUGAGAUUAAAGGGAUCUUCACCGAUACGAACCUGUACUUUCUGGCUUUGACGUUCUUUGUCGCCGCGUUUCACUUGCUUUUUGACUUCUUGGCCUUCAAGAACGAUAUCAGCUUCUGGAAAGAGAAGAAAAGCAUGGUUGGGAUGUCGAGCAAAGCGGUGCUCUGGCGAUGUUUCAGCACCAUCAUCAUUUUCCUUUACCUGUUUGACGAGCAAACCAGUCUUUUAGUUCUCAUCCCAGCUGGUAUCGGCGCCGUCAUUGAGGUGUGGAAAGUGAAGAAGGCCUUGAAGAUUCAGGUGUUCUGGAAGGGAGUAAAACCGACUUUCCGGUUUGGCAAGUUGGACGAGUCUGAAAGAAGAACAGGAGAAUACGACACUCAGGCCAUGAAGUACCUCUCGUACCUUCUCUACCCACUGUGCUUGGGAGGAGCUUUGUAUGCGCUAAUUUUCCUGCGAUACAAAAGUUGGUACUCGUGGCUCAUCAACAGUAUGGUGAACGGUGUUUAUGCAUUCGGAUUCCUAUUCAUGCUUCCUCAACUGUUUGUCAACUACAAGUUAAAGUCGGUGGCUCACCUGCCGUGGAAGGCUUUUAUGUACAAGGCAUUCAACACCUUUAUCGACGAUGUUUUCGCCUUCAUCAUCACCAUGCCGACGUCCCACCGACUGGCCUGUUUCCGAGACGAUGUGGUCUUUCUCGUGUACCUCUACCAGCGAUGGCUUUACCCAGUGGACAAGACAAGAGUCAAUGAAUAUGGAAUUUCAUAUGACGACAAACCCAAAAGGAAAGCUCACAAGGACUGAAAAGGACAAGUGAAGGAACAUUAUUAUCAUUAAUUGUAAAAAUGUCUUUUUUUUUCCCCCUUGAAAAAAAAAUUGUUUCGUUCCAUUUUUUUUUCAGUGAGGAUAUGAUAUUUUUCUGUUGAAUCCA
This is a messenger RNA of Corythoichthys intestinalis (scribbled pipefish), 2076 nucleotides long. RefSeq names its product CLPTM1 like (gene clptm1l). The record is from RefSeq and is a predicted model, not a curated record. Lineage: Eukaryota; Metazoa; Chordata; Actinopteri; Syngnathiformes; Syngnathidae. The transcript has 18 exons. The coding region runs from base 318 to 1949 and encodes 543 amino acids. Gene Ontology annotation, cellular component: endomembrane system; membrane.